Molecule: messenger RNA, 1782 nt
Organism: Penicillium griseofulvum
Lineage: Eukaryota; Fungi; Ascomycota; Eurotiomycetes; Eurotiales; Aspergillaceae
Exons: 3
Coding region: 1-1782 (593 amino acids)
Source: RefSeq, a predicted model, not a curated record
AUGUUGGAUGUGUCCUGUGAAGGAACGAAAGACCCUCAAAGCUUUUGCAUGGCUACCGCUGUACAAACUGCAACAAAACCAUCCCCCGGCGGGAUAGGUUACGUGAACACCUUCUUCAUCAUCAUAACAUAUCCGAGACACCGUCCCAAUUGCCCCGGUUCGGGGAAUGCGUCUACCAGUGGCGAUCGGUCUCGUCGCGACGACAAUGGUGGCGGAAACGGCGGAAACAGCCAUGGCCAUGGCCCUGCUCACGGCCCUUCUUUGGCCGGGCCCAGCAAUUGGAGCGGACAAUCGUUUGACCAAUCAAAUGGCUGGCCUGGGGGUACUCCUUCCAGCACGAGCUUCGGAGGCUUCAGGAGCAGGAACAGUGGGCGACCUGGUCCCAUAUCACAGUCUGUUUCUGACAGCCAGCUCAACAGUAGCUACCAUCAAAGGGCCAACGAUGCCAUUGGAGAACACUUGAUGGAUAACAUGCCUCCCCCAUCUUUUGAGGCGAUGGCUCCCCUCCCCAAAAAGGCCGAUGGGAAGCCCAAAACCCUCCCCUCACAAAACCUAGGAUUUCCAAGAUCCAGUAACUCGACGAAGCGUAAGCGCUCAGAUAAACAGAAAGGUCGAGCAGAAGACAAGGCCUCCGAUCUGACAAAAUGCAAACGCUGCAAGCAUCCCAUGGCCGGAUGCGAACAGUGCGAGUUUGUUCGUGGUUGCCACGAAUGUGGCGACAUGACUAGGGGGGCUAUCCAAGCUGGGGAUUCCUCAAGAAUACCCGUGCAAGCCCUCCCAGAUGCAUCUUCCACAAUCAUCAAUUUGAACGAGUCUUACAAUGACCCAUUGGUGAACUAUGUGAUGCCCCCGCACAUGCUCCCUCAAUCGUCUAUUCAUGAUGACCACAAUGAAAUGAUGCAAUUCCUGGACCCGGGAUCAUAUGAGAGUAUGACCAACUCAUUCAUGGGUAAUCUACACACAAAUGACAGAUAUAUCAGGGUGGCCAUGGUUCCCGAAAGCCACCCAAUCUUGAAUGAUCUCGGCGGCAAGGUUCAAGGGUCGCCUGUUGUUGAAAGUGAUACCAAAUUGCUUCGCAGCAUUGGACUCAGCGCAUCGGAUGACCCGCUCUCUUUCAAAGGUCAAGCCAAGGAAAUGGGAGAAAAGGUCACCGGUGGUCAAACUCCAGGCCUAUACACAGAUCUUGUUUUUAGGAACAAAAGAUCUUCGACCAUUCUAGAAGACCACCAGCCGGUGUCUUCUUGCCAGUGCCCGUGCGUUACCAUCCCAACCACCGAAUACAAGGCAACGGCGAGCCUUCAGCUGUCGUUAAAUGAAAGAGUUGAGAUGAAAUUCCAACUGUCCCCGGAGCGGGAUACCAAUCAUCCCCUCCGCACGAAAGUGCAGGUCUUCGUGAAACUUUUCACGCUCCGCGCAUCGGCAGCACGGUCAAAAGCCAAGCAGAGAGCUCCCUCAAUUACAUCCGAAACCACCCUUAACGAGGACCCUGAUUCCGAUGCGGAUUCAGAACAGGAGCUCACCCUCACUUCGCUUUCGGGUUCCGAGAUUACUCCACUAGUCCACUGGGAUGAGCAAGACUGGUCGUUUGACUUCCCCAUCAAGUGGGCUAUACUGAAACUAGCCGGGUGGACCAGCGGAAUAGAUGCCGAGACGUGUCAAAAGCUUUUGCUCUCUGAUCCCGGUCAAAUACUGGACUUGAUAUCUAUCUACAUUUUGUGCAAAUUCAAGGGUUCUUGGUUGCGGAUGGAUCGCAAUGGGGUCGGUCCCUUUCUGAACCUCUAA